AUGUUACUUAACUAUAUUGAUGGUCAAGCGCUUUCGCGCGAUGCUACCUGCAGUCAGACUUUCAGCGGAAAAGAAAGUGGUCAAGUGCUCAGCCCAGGAUAUCCACAAGAGUAUAAAUCAUCGGAAUUCUGCAAUUAUGCUAUCCAACUUCCGUCCAACAGUCAAGUCAACCUAACAUUCACCGAAGUUGACUUGGAGAAAUGGAAUACUUCUCUGGUCGACUUCAUUGUGUUAUUCGACGGUGUCGACUGCAUGUCCAAGAGAAUCGCCGCCGUGGUGAAUAUCAGCACCCCAACCUACAUUUCCAGUAGCAAUAGCAUGGUCGCGCUCUUCACCUCAGAUAUCAACGCUCAAUUUGGCCCAUUUGCCGCCAAAUUUACAGCAGCUCCAACAAAACCGGUUCCGCCUUUUCCGGAAAAUAAAAUAUUGAUACAAUGUGGGGAAGACAUAAAAGGAAACUCUGGAAAUCUGUCGUAUCAAGGAGAAGAAGGACGUAACUAUCUAUGCAUCUGGAAGAUAUCGGUCGAUUCUGGCAAAACGAUUGCUUUCAACCUAACGGAUUUAUAUAUAAGCUACCCAGGGAACUGGUUACGUCUUUUGGAUGGAAGCGAUUGUGGUGCACCAGUUGUCCAUUUCGUAUACGGCGAUUCAGGAAACCGCCUCGUUUUACUGAAUUCUACAUCAAAUACAAUGAUGGUCAUAUAUGCUGCAUUAAGUGGGGACCCAGAAGAUUUGUUUGAGGCCAGUUAUUGCAGCGUGUCUGCGCCCUCUGACACUACAUCGAAAGACUGCCCCAUGGUAGAUGACGCUGCUGGUUUUACUAAGCUGAUUUUCACCCAAACUUUCAAUUUAGGUUGGGCCGUCACUUUUAUCCACUGCAAUCGUGAAGAGAUUUCUACCAACUUUAUUGAUGUUAUCUCAGAAAUGAGAGGGGUUCCUUCAGUUCCAUUACCAAGUUAA
Messenger RNA from Dicrocoelium dendriticum, 960 nucleotides. Lineage: Eukaryota; Metazoa; Platyhelminthes; Trematoda; Plagiorchiida; Dicrocoeliidae. The record is from the annotation of a GenBank genome assembly.